Messenger RNA from Colossoma macropomum (tambaqui), 8283 nucleotides. It is a transcript of the gene nfat5b, whose product is annotated as nuclear factor of activated T cells 5b. Gene Ontology annotation, molecular function: DNA-binding transcription factor activity, RNA polymerase II-specific; RNA polymerase II cis-regulatory region sequence-specific DNA binding; transcription factor binding. Gene Ontology annotation, cellular component: transcription regulator complex. The transcript has 14 exons. Lineage: Eukaryota; Metazoa; Chordata; Actinopteri; Characiformes; Serrasalmidae. Gene Ontology annotation, biological process: calcineurin-NFAT signaling cascade; regulation of transcription by RNA polymerase II; cytokine production. The record is from RefSeq and is a predicted model, not a curated record. Bases 1578 to 5183 code for a protein of 1201 amino acids.
AAUCAGUGUAUGAUCUUCUCCCCAAAGAGUUGCAGUUGCCACCCUGUGUUGAGGAGAACAGUGCGACAAUGAGUCAGAAAAGUGGCGGAGAGACGGGGUCUCCCCCCACAACAGUUCUUUCUUCAGGUAAGCUUUUUCCACUGAUUUGUCUUGCUUUUCCCUCUCUUCCCAGUUUAGUACCAUAAUAUAGGUGAGCAGUGCUCGUAAUGGUUCUGUCCUGCUGUUCACUCUUUAGGCUACCUGCAAGACCUUUUUUACCAGGCUGUGGAGAAAUCUUCAGCAUUUUUGUGGGCUUAGCAUUUAAACACAGGUCGAGGUAGACGAAAACUAGAGAUCAUAUCUGUCCUGAUCAGAAAGUCUUACCUUGUAAUUGAGCCACUGGAGGCUCGUGAAUCAUUUUCAUUUAUGUAGAUGUUAUUCCUUUCAGAGUUACUUAAUAAAAGGUAACAAGCAAAUUGAUGGUGAUAUGCAAAGGUGAUCAUCUAGUUAGGUGUUAUGCUAUAAGUUGUUUGGGCAUGAAAAUGGCUCUGGCUGGUAAAACACUCUCUGUUUUACUGUAACUGAAUGGAUAGCCCUCGUGCCUUGCAGUUGGAGUCUAAGGAAAUGAUCUUUUCUUGAACCUUGAGAGAUUUCUCUCUCUCUCUCUGAAAUGACUAAUAACUAAAUGUGGGGGAUAGAUCUUAAGCUGGGUUGCAUCAAUGGUCAGAAAUAUGGCAGCCAAAGUUUGUUUGAGGUUAAUUUAAGAAACACAAAACCAAAAAAAAAACAAAAACCAACAGAAGUCAGACAAACUUGACCCAUAAAACAGCAAUACACUCUCUAAAUGUUAACACUCCCAGAGUCAACACAGAUAACCAAUUUACCCCAAACCAUUUCGGUACUGCUCACAAGAGUCAUUCCUUGUAACCAAGCUGGCUGAUCUGUUGAAAAAUCCUUACUAACUGCAUAUUGUUUUUUUGUGGUUUGUUAACUACUUGAGUUGGUGCCAUCACCAGAUUGUAACCAGCCGUAACAUGCAUGGAUGGGGAAAAAUAUGAAAACAGAAACAUUUAGUGAAAACACUCUUAGCAAAGAAUAUUCCUCAUCGGACCCGUCCCUCCAAAAUGAAGUCUAAAGCUUUUUUGGGUUCGUGUUUGUGCUUUGAAACGUGAACACACAGAAUGAGAUUCACUUUAGUUUCUUUCACUCUACUCCUUUACCAAAGUAGGUUUAGGGUGAGUUUCAGUAAACCAGAAGUCUGUUGCCUUCGGACAUCAGUACCUAACUGCAGCCAGUUACAUCCCUCUGACGAGGCAGGACAUGCUGGCUGUAGCAGAAGGAAGGGCCCAAAGUAGGCCUGAGACAUGGAUCAUUUUGGAUUUUGAAGGCUCACUGCUGAUGAGUUCCAUUUUUAUUAAUUAAUUCAACUCUAAACAAAUUCCUUUGUUCUUUUAAAAGUCAUUUUCAAUGGUCAGCUUUUAUUACUCAUUCGUUGUCUCGUUUUUAUUCCAGGAAUUUCCCUCUGAAGCAGGGAGUGUCUGCAUAUAAAAUGGUCUGCAGUUCUCUGCUUCAUAGAUGCCUCCUCCAUCUCCUCUGGUAUGACCAUGGGAAGUCCCAGCAGUGCUUUUCCCACCUCUUCCAGCUUCACCAUGCACUCCUCUACCUCAGCCACGGACCGGGGCCCGGUGCAUGAAAACAGCACACCUGGUGAAGUAGGUAGCCGGAGGAAGGCAGAGAUGCUGGCUGCGGAAGGUAAACUGCCCAGCAGCAGUGGCAGUGGAGGAAGUGGAAGAGGGUGUGGAGAGAAGGGCGGGGGAGCCUCUCAGCAGCACCACCAUCAGAUGAUGCCCUCCAAACGACCCGUCUUGAACAUCUCGCCCCCGCCAGAAGACCUUUUUGAUGACAGCCACAUGUCGGGAUGCCAAGACGACCUGCUCCAGGACUCGGAGCAGAGCAACAGUAUCUGGACAGAAAACUCUGUCUCAAACUUCAGCCUCAUGAGCUCCAGCUCCUACAAUGACAACACAGAGGUUCCUCGCAAGGCCCGGAAGCGCACGCCGCGUCAGCGGCCUGGGUCAAAGCCGGUGUCUGCCGAAGAAGCCAAUAUGGACGUCUUCGAUGCGGACAGUGCCAAAGGCCCACACUUUGUGCUCUCCCAGCUUGGCCCAGACAGCAAGACCUGUGUCAAAACAAGCUCUGACGGAAACCAGGCAUCUGGUCAGAAAGGCGGGGUAUUGUCUGGCCAGUACCCACAGAAGAGCGAGGGGAAGGAGCUGAAGAUCCUCGUCCAGCCGGAGACCCAGCACAGAGCCCGGUACCUGACUGAAGGCAGCCGGGGCUCCGUGAAGGACCGCACACAGCAAGGCUUUCCUACGGUCAAGCUUGAGGGGGUGAAGGAGCCAGUGGUUCUGCAGGUGUUUGUGGGCAAUGAUGCUGGCCGCGUGAAACCUCACGGAUUCUACCAGGCCUGUAGAGUGACGGGUCGAAACACCACUGCCUGUAGAGAAGUGGACAUUGAGGGCACCACUGUCAUCGAAGUGUCUCUGGACCCCAGCAAUAAUAUGACCCUUGCUGUGGACUGUGUGGGAAUCCUGAAGCUCCGGAAUGCUGACGUGGAAGCUCGCAUCGGUGUGGCCGGGUCCAAGAAGAAAAGCACCCGUGCCAGGCUGGUGUUCAGAGUGAACAUCCCUCGACCAGACGGCUCUGUGCUCACGCUACAGACGCCCUCCUCUCCCAUUCUGUGCACCCAGCCUGCAGGCGUUCCUGAGAUUCUGAAGAAGAGUCUACACAGCUGCUCAGUACAAGGAGGCGAAGAAGUGUUUAUCAUUGGAAAAAACUUUCUCAAGGGAACAAAAGUCAUAUUUCAAGAGAACGUCUCAGAUGAGAAGUCUUGGAGGGCUGAGGCUGAGAUUGACAUGGAGCUUUUCCAUCAGAACCAUCUUAUUGUGAAAGUUCCACCAUAUCAGAAUCAAGCCAUCACCUGUCCUGUAUCUGUUGGGAUCUAUGUAUUGACGAAUGCUGGACGUUCCCAUGAUGUGCAGCCAUUUACCUACACUCCAGAUCCAGCUACAGAUGUGUCUGUGAAAAAAGAGACCUUGCCUCCAGUCAAGCCCUGUUCCUUUGAAGUAAUGGAUGGUGGUUUGAUGGUCCCAAUCUUGCCUCUUGUCAAAAGAGAAGAAGUCACUCCCAUGGAGGUGUCCAGUAACUCUGGAACCUUUAAGACCUCAGAUCUGAUGAAUUCAGCCCAGCAGACCCUAGAAAUUAAUAACAACAUCUCUACCAACGGUCAGUCAUUCUCAAGCUCUCUGGCCUGUCAACAAGCAGAACAAGAACAGCCUCAGAGUUCUGUUUUCUCCAACAAGGAACCAUUAAGCACCAUUCAGAAGCAAGACAUUGCACCCAACAGCUCUUUCCAUGUGCCUGGCAAACCGCUGCUCCAGCAAGGGACCCAGCAAUUCCUCUUGGAUACUGAGAGUCUGACCCAGGAGAGGUCUGGCAGCAGUGCUGGUACAAUGGUGGGACUUUCCCAAAUGGACGACAGCCCACAGCAUCAACUGUCUCUCCUACCUCCAGAUGAGGUGGCACAACUGGAGCAAGCAGUGCGACAGCUGCAAGCAAAGGGAUUUUGCAACAUUCAUCUUCAGUCCGAAGAUUCGCUGGCAAAAAAGCAGCAGCACCGACUUCAGCAACAUCAGCAAAUACAGCAGCAGAUCCAGCAGCAGCAACAGCAACAGCAGCAGCAGCAGCAGCAGAUGCAACAGCAACAGCAACAAGUUCUGGAGAACCUGCAGCAUCAGCUUUUUCAUCCCCAGGUUCAAAUGCAGUGCAGUCCAGAGCAGCAGGGCUCCUCGCAAAGCAUAGUGGAGAACAACAAUGCACUCUUCCAACAGCCGUCUGCACAGCAGCAGCAGGCUGCUCUGUUUCAGCAAGCAAAAGAUCUCAUCUCCAUUCAAACCAGCUAUCUUCAGCAGACACCCUCUCAUUCCUCUCCUCCCUUGUUCCACACCUCCACUUCCUUGGCUGAGGCCCAAGCCCCUCAAGAGGCACUGUUUCACACACAGAAAACCUCACCCACCCAGGAGCAGGUCCAGGCUUCCCUUUUCCAGAACACUAUGAAUGUUCUUGAUGGGUCCAGCUUGUCUGCAGAACCUCAGCCUUCUGCAACCAGUAUGUUUCUCAGCCAGAGUGCCUUACCUGGUCAGCUCGCAGUCAAUAACAACCAGUCGCAACAGCUGGCUUUCCUCAGCUCUAUGCAGACGUCUGCCCUUGAGCCGCAGUCUGUGUUCCAAGCCUCUGCCCAGCUGGCCCCCAUUCAGCAGGGCACGCCCAUGGAGCAGCAGUCGCCGCAACAGACCUCACAACCCCAGCCGGGCUCUCUGUUUCAGGGUAUCUCCCAGCCAUCAAACGCCAAGCUCUCCCCUAACCAACAGCAAGCUGGGUUGCUCUUUAACUCUCUGAGUUCAGCAGUGGCACCAGAACAGACCUCUGGUCUCUUGUUCAGUGGUCAGCCUCAGAUGACCUCAAUGAAUAGCAGCAGCCUGAUUUCCUCGGAGCAGCAGAAUGCAUCACUUCCUUUUUCCCAGACCAGCAUGGUCACGGUCAGGCAGGAAGAGCCCUCUGAGCCCAUGUCGUUCCAGGAUCAGAGCACUGAUGUGGCAAAUCAGUCUGGAAGUAAGCAAACCAUGUUCCAGGAACAACAGCCCAUGCAGCUGGCACCAGGUUCAGGCACCGGCUCUCAGCCUUCUGUGAACCUUUUUGUGGCCCAGCCCAAUAUGCCAAGGAGCAUAGCCUCCCAAGAGGCACUUUUUGCUCCUCAGAAUGGUGUGGCAGGACUUCAGACCACCACCUCCUCACCAGUGCAACAGCCUGGAUCCCUGUUUCAGACAACAGUGAGUGGAAGCCUCAACCAGCCAAGCCAGAACCAGCAGCCUAGCAUCUUCCUUUUUGAAAUACAUAAUGAUUGCAGUCAGCUGAUGAACUCCCAAGGAACCACGCUUUCUGACCAGAUCAUUGCCAUAAGCCAGUCUGGUCAGAACCAGAGGGAGAGUGAUGGGCACAUCCAUUCCUUACUCAACCAGUCCAUGUCAGAAUCUGGGAAUGUUCAAAAUGUCCUAACCACCUCCCAGAACAUGGAGAAGAUCGAUGACCUCCUUGUGAGCCUUCAGGAGCAAGACAAGCUUGGAGAAGAUCGGGGAAGUCAUUAAGGGUCAGUGGCUGAAUGGUGAAAGCUGUGACGACGUGAGCUUUGUGAAUGUAUCGUUCAGAUAUCAGCGCUACAGAGAGCAUCUGCAGAAAGUAUAUUGGUGUGGAGGUCAAGGAGUUACUUCAGUCAUGCCUUAGUUGAACAGUGUCACUACAAACAAGAUUUCCAAGAUACGCUAUGUCUGUCAGGUUAAGCACGGCAUACUUUCGUGCUGUUUGUCUUUAGCUGUGAAAGAAACAUAUCAUAAAACGUGGAAUGUUUGGUCUUUUUGUCAGUUCUCAGCAAGCACUUUGCUUUUUUAUGAAGUCGUAUCAGCAAGUAAGCACAUUUUGAGCUCCCUUUUCUUGUGACUGAUGCAUUUUUGCCAGAUAUUUUUUUUUAAUCUUGUACAUUAAUCAAAUUAUGAAAGGUUCAAACACAAAAAAAAGAAAAGAAAAAAACUUGUAACAUAUUUUGACAUUUUAUCCCGGUAGCACUUUAUUUGUUUAGAUGUUUGUUUAGCACUGUUGGUCUCGACUCCACCCUCCCUCAUGCUUUCAGUCUCAAAUCAUGAUUUAGACAGUGCUAAAAAUUUGCAUAAUCCACCGUUUAUAGCCAUCGUCUCAUGUAGCUUGUGUAGUUUAUGAAAUGUAAUGUUCUGAGAGUUUGUCUCUCUCUUUCAAAAUAUGUCUGUUAGUGCGUUUAUUGUGAAAAAGGAGAUGUUUACUGCUCUACAGAUUCUAAAAAAUUUACAUAUCUCGCUAGAUGAUGCCUCUGUGCUUCGAUGUAUUGCUUACUAGCGGCUGGCACGCUGGUGGUGGGCAGUUUGACUUCUUUUUAUCAAACAAGGUCCUACUACCAACAGCUUUUUACCAGGUUAUCUUGCCUUGGUGCUACACACAAAAGGAAUACAGCCUUUUAUCACCCGUUUAUCCUUAGCGUAUUAACUCUGUACAUAAAAUCAUAUUCUCAGUACAGAAUAACAUUUUCAGCUAGUAGACAACCCUGUCGACUCCUGAACUUCAAGCCUCAAGUCAGCACCACCUUUUACACGCUUUAUGAAAACUUAGGCCAGUUUUAUGGCUCAGAAGGUUUUGGUAAGUAGGGCUGCUUUGUUACAAACGGAAGAGAAGAAUGUGAAGUGAGUUGCAGAAUUUUGCUCUCAAAUUCAACGCCAGGCUUGUUGUAAAGCUGCCAAAUGUUUGUUUUUAUGGUUGUGGUAGGUCUCACGUUAUGAAUAUUUGGCUAGUUGAGAAUCAGCUGGCAAACUGAUGUGUUUUUUUAAUGAAAAUAAUCAGAUGCAUACAUUACAAGGGCCCUGCGCUCUGUAAUAUUUAAGGCAAUAGCUCAUUUGAGCUUUUAUUGCAGUGAUUAUCAACGGUUCGGGGUGUCGUGUCUCUCAUGACCAUUCUAACUAUUUUAUGCCUAGUUUUGAAUAGUGACUAUUCUGACCUCUGCGUAGGUGGGGGGGUGCUCUUUUAGAUCUUUAAAGGAGUCCUCUGCAUAGAUGUGAACUGAAAGAGCUGUCUGUGAUUGGCCUUCAUCUCUGUACAAUACUGAUUUUCAUUCAUUUGUUUAUUUGUUUCUGUCUCUUACUAUUUAUGUGAAUAUCAACGAAUAUUUUCUUUAUCAGAUUUUGAAAACUUUACUACUACUUUGUUGUAGAAAACGACUUCUAAUUUAUUUUUUUGCAUUGUUAUUGUCUCCAGAAACAUUUUCAUCAAAUCAAAAAAGCUGAUUCUGUUAACUUCCAGCUCCAUAAUUGUGAUUAAAAGACAUCUCUGUAUUAUAUGAUCAUCCAUCAUCAGCUGCAUGGAGUGUAUACGUUUAAGAAGGUUAACAUUCCUGAUCCUAUAUUUUUAACUUUCCUACUUUUAAGAUUUUUAAUGCCAGGUCAGAGCAGAUGUCCUGUUGUUCUCGUCCCUGUCAGAAUUAUUGAACUGGAUAAGACUUAAAAAAAAUCUAAAACUUUGGGGAAAACUAAGCCAUAUAAGCAAACAUAACAUAAUGUAACAAAACAUAACGUUUAUAACCUCAUCUGACUUUGGACCAAUAAUAAUAUUUUUCUUCAUUAUUCCAUUAGUUUGUUUGUUUGUUGUAUAUAUGAUAUUUAAUCCUCUAUUUUAAUAAUCUACAAAUGUUAAAAAUCACCACAUUAACUUAACAAGUAUGCAGUACAUUUUGUAGAUCUGUAUUGCCUUUAAAAUACGUACCUAAAUGUAUCUAGAAGCAAAAAAAAACCAGUUUCUAUCUCUGUGGAAGGAAAGACUAUGGACCUAAAACCAAAUGGACCUUUCUUCUUUUCCAGUUCACACAAUGAACUGCCUUGUGGCUUUUAGUCCCACUCUAUUCGUAAUUUACUAAAACCAGUUUUUCUCCAAACACGUUUCUCUAAAUUAUUUUCUAAAGACUUUUUUAUUUAAAGAUGUUUUUCUAAAUAUUACCACACAACAGAAAAUCCAAAUGAAUAUCAUUAAAUAACCGGUAAAUCAGAGAUAGUUGUGCCUUUGAAUGAAAACUGUAGUUGAAAGCUGGUUAUUUUCUCACUUGUUUGACAGACCAGUGGAACUUCAAUUAACAAUCAGUGCUUCUGCCUCAGUUGUUCAGUCCAAGUAUCACUUGAGGCUGCUGUGCAGUUGGACUUGAUUUUCACAAGGUUAAAUAUUCUCUCUUCUACUUGGUCAGUCUUCUUUUAAUGGGAGUGCAAGUUGUCAACAUAACUAUAACAUUAUUAUGAUGAAGUUCCCGAUCAACUGGAAGAAACACAUUCAGAUUCUCUUCAUCUUCUCUCUUCUUUUAUUUGACUCACUGACGUGCGAACCCAGUCGUGAACGUUACCUGCGUUUCCUAUAUGGAAGUAGAUUUGAUAUGAAAGUCUUCGGUUUGUUAUUUCAGUAACAAACCUGCAAAGUGCACUCACAGGUUAGCCUGGUGUAUGGUGGGGAAAUAAGGUGGUGACUUACAUGUUUUAUCUGUUUUGUUUAAAAGAAAAUAUUUUAUCAACUUAAAAUGUAGUACAGUCUACAUUAUAUUUUGUGUUCAUCUAGGCAUUUGUACUCCUGCAGUUACUUUUUCUGUAUUCUUGCUGUUAUCAAUAAAAUAGAUAAUUGUUCUAUAAACAA